AUGUCUGAUAAUGAAGAUAUGUAUUUUUCUCUCUUACAUAAAUCUCAUAAUCAUCUAUUAACUUAUCGUGCUUUUGAACAAGUUCGUCUCAUUGCUCUUCGACAUUAUUGGUUACCAAAUUCAAUUAUUUUUCAUGUACAAAGUGAUGAUUCUGAAUAUGCAUUUGAAUUUUCAUUAAACGCAUCGAAUGAACACUACUAUUUAUAUAUACCAUGGAAUAGCGAUUAUUUACCUAUUCGAUGUCAUAUAUCCUGUCGAAAAUUAGCCGACGAUGGCUACGCAUGGACAAUACGUAUGCUUGAUAGGAUAUUACGAUUACUGUGUGAUCAUUGCCCUGGUUUAUUUCAACUUGAAUAUAAAAAUGGUUUAUUUGGUCGACAAAUGAAUCGUUCAAUUAUUUAUAAUGGUCUUGCUAAUCUUUGUCCAAUGGAUUAUAGUCAUUGGAAACAACGUGUACAAUUACAGUAUGAUCGUUUAAGUCCAACGAGACAAACAACGACGAUACUAGCCGAUAUUGAACAAGCCACAACCGGUAAUGAAAAUGGCAUCCGUUCAAUUAAAUAUCAAACACUUGGUCAUGGAAAAAUACUCAAUGAGCAUUAUUAUGAUUGGUAUGUGUAA
Molecule: messenger RNA, 621 nt
Organism: Rotaria socialis
Lineage: Eukaryota; Metazoa; Rotifera; Eurotatoria; Philodinida; Philodinidae
Source: the annotation of a GenBank genome assembly